CACGCCCGAGGAGCACCGUGGCCUCAAGGUGCUCGGCACGCCCCUGGGUACCGCAGCGUUCGCGGCCUGGCAGACGCAGGAGAGGACGGACGAGGAGCGCAGCUUCCAACGAGAACUUCCAUAUUCGCCAUACCUUCAGUGCGUGCGCGGCGCCGAGGUGCAACCACGUCCUGCGCACGCUGCCCCCGUCGCUGUCGCGGCCCUACGCCGAGGCCCACGGCCGCGGGAGGCGCUCCACGGCCUCCUAGACCUCGACCCCGGGCCAGCUGACGCAGAGAGGCUCUUCCGAGUGAGCUCGCUGCCGCUUGGCCUGGGGGGCCUCGGACCCAGGUCUGCCGUGCGUACGGCCGAGUGCGCGUACUGGGCGUCCUGGGCGGACGCGCUCCCCAUGUUGCGACAAAGAAACCCCGCAGCAGCAACGAAGCUCACUGCCGCCCUCCGCGCCGGGACUGGCGCCGCAGCCGCGUGCCUCCAGGAGGCAGAGUUCGCGAGGGCUGCCGCCGCCCGCGACGGCUUUGCGACGUGCCCAACUAGGCAGGAGGAGCCAGGUGAGUGGAAGCAUGGGUGGCAGCACCACGCAUCAGCAGCACGAGAGCAGCGCUACAGAGAGGAAGUCGUGCUCACAGGCCUUGCGGACGACCAGCAGUGGAUGCUCGACUCGCAGGGGGGCCGCUGGGGCGGACGGCACCUGACCCUGAUCCCCUCGACGCCGGAGAGAACGCACACGCCAGAGCGUUUCCGGGCGCUGCUCCAGAAAGACGGCUUCGCCCACUUGGGCGAGCGAGGCGACCACAGAGCAGCGUACCCCCGCAGCGGACGAUUGCUCAAGCGCGGCGCUCCCAUCGAGCGGGUGUGGGCCCGGGUGCGCCGGGAGGCAGGAGGCCGUGUCCGCACCAACGUGUUCCUGCGCGACGGGAACCUCCCAGGCAUUGCUGCCCGCGACGGGCGCCGCAUCGAGGUGGUGGUCAACGGCCUCCCUGCCUACCCUGGCUGGCAGCUCGCCAUCGACGCCUGCAUCGUCUCCCCGCUGAGGACCACCGACAGGCCGAUUGCGCAGAGGCUCUGCCCUGGACUCGCGCUGAAACAGGCAAGGCGCCGCAAGCAGACUACUUACCCUGAGCUGGUGGUCUCGCGGCGGGGCUACCUGCUCGUAGCCGGAGCAGAGACGGGCGGACGCUGGGACGAGGCGUCCAAGCUCCUCGUUACCCUGGCCCGAGCCCGGGCGAGGAGCGCGCCGGAGGCGCUCCGAGAGUCGCUCGCGACCGCGCUGCUUCACAGGUGGAGUGGCAUGGUGGCGUACGCCAUCCACGACGCCCUUGCAGCGAGCCUGCUCGAAGACGUGCCCUCUGAGACGCUUGCGACAGACGGGGAAAAUCCCUGGCGAGGGGACGUUCUGUCGGCGCUCCCCUGA
Molecule: messenger RNA, 1411 nt
Organism: Prorocentrum cordatum
Lineage: Eukaryota; Dinophyceae; Prorocentrales; Prorocentraceae
Source: the annotation of a GenBank genome assembly